GGUGACCAAAGUGAGGGAGGAGGGAGGGGGAAACGGCGUAUGCUUGUAUACAACCCUGAUUUCCAUUUUUUUCCCAACUCGUAAUGUAUUUAAUUCAAGUGAAACGUAAUCAUGACGUGUCGUGUCAUUAAUCUCCUCGCCGCCUCUCCCAAGCUGCCAGGAGGAGGUUGCCACAGAAGGGUGAACCCCCUGGACACUAAAGAAUGGCAUUGCACCUCAAAAGCUGCUGAAGUAGAGGAUGGAUUCCCCACCGGAGUGUGUUUCUGUCUCUUGUGAGCAGCCCCAGUCUCCCUCAGCAUUGCCAUCACUUGAUCACAGUCCCCAAGCCUCACCCCUUCGAGCCCAAAUAUCCUUUCCUCAUAGCACAGCUGCCCUGGCUGCUCAGAGCCCAGAACACUCCGUCCACAGUCCUGACACCAAACCGUAUUUCCCCCUCUCUCCUUUCCCUCUCCUCCAGGAUAAUAAAAAUCACCACAAUGGUGAUGAUGAAGACAUGGAAUUGGAUGGGGUUCCUCUGUCUCCUACUCCAGCCGUGGCUCUUUUUCCAGGAGGUGGACUUGAAGCAGGUUGCAGUCCCUGUUUGGACUCCUCACCCCCGACCACACCGUCUGCACCUCCUGUUGGAUUUGGAGCGCUGGAACUGGCCCUCUCUUCAGGGCAGGGUGGAAACUCAAACAAUGAGUUGGACCUUCAGCUGUUUCAGAAGGAAACUGUCGCAAGAGCAGCCCCUGGACCAGGAGGAGCAUCGUUGGGACCAGCUCUGAGGUUUCCCUGUAACGUCUGUGGGAAAAGAUUUCGAUUCCAAAGUAUUUUGUCCCUUCAUGCGAGAGCUCACAGCCUUGACAGGGACCGCCGCGCUUCAGCUCUUUACAAGUCUGGACUCCCAUCAGUCCCUUUGAAGCAGCAGCUAAAGGUUGAGAAGAACCACAAAGAUGUAAUCCAAAACAGCAGAAGACGCGCCAACCAGCAUUUACUGCCAGGGUCUUUUAUUCACCACCUCGGAGAGGAAGGCGUUGAUAAUGAGGCCAAAGGUCAAGGUGAUCAACUGCAGGGCCACCACAAUUCCAACUUUGUAGUGGAGGACGGCACGCACACGUUGACCCCUCCGCUGACUGAAGAACCUCUGUCUGCGACCUCCCCUUACUCUUUAAAUCUAUCUCUGAUUGCCGAUGCUGCAUCUGCCCCCACAGCGCCAUCUUUCCGCUGUCAUGCCUGCAAAGGCAAAUUCCGCACAGCUUUAGAAUUGGCACGUCAUGUCCGGAUCCUGCAUAACCCUUACAAAUGCUCGCAGUGCCCAUUCUCUGCGAGUCUGGAAGAAAGCCUGGCAUCUCACGUGCAGGAGUGCCAUCCUCCCCCGGAGAUACCAGCUCUGCCUCCACUCCUGAGCUCUAGGCCAGCGAAUACCACCCCGGACACCCUGAUGCCAACCCCGUCUCCCGCCGCAGCACACGGCCAGAAUAAUGCACAGGCCCCGUCAGCUACUCCAGCCGCCACAUCCUCGUCGCUGCCAGCCUUUCGCUGUGAAACCUGUGGACAACGGUUUACCCAGUCUUGGUUCCUUAAAGGACACAUGCGAAAACACAAGGAUUCCUUGGACCAUAAGUGCCAGGUGUGUGGUCGUGGUUUUAAAGAACCUUGGUUUCUCAAAAACCACAUGAAAGUACAUCUAAACAAGCUGGGGCUUAAGGCUGGACUGGGAACUCUUGCUGGAGCCAGUGGUGUGGAACAGCAGGCCAAAGGUUCUGCUAGCAGCCAGUCCCUCAAUGCUGUUUACUCAAGUCUCCUUUUGGCUCAGCAAGGUGGUGGUCGGGCUGGACAUGGCAGAUCAGAGCGCGAUUCCAGAGCCAGAAUGGGGAUGGGACCAAGCAAGUCUGCCAUCCUAGGAUACCUUGGGCUCCCUACAGAUGGAACUGGAGCUAGCUGUAUGGAGAGGCUUCAGGCUGUGGCACAAGUUGCAGAGAUGGGAAAUGGGAGUGGCAUCGGUUUUUCGGCCGAUACAGGGAGAAACGGUGGGACUUCUAGAGCAGGCGGAGCUGGUGAUACAGCACAACUGUCAGAUUCAGCGGACCAGGCAACGUGGUGGCAGCUGGUGGCACGAAGCCUUGCAGUCGCUCAACAGCAGCAACAGAGACCCAACCAGCGUGGUCAACAAGGGGUACGUGGUCAACGAGGUCAAGCCCGUAGCUCAGUGAUCACCGAAGCGGACCAAGUCAGAGCAUACCUGGGAAGUUUGGAUCAAAGUCGAGAGUCUGCUCCUGCAGGAGGGUCGUGGGAAUGCCCAGAAUGUGGAAAGCUAUUCCACAGCCUGCAGCAGGUGGUCGCCCAUGCACGAGUUCAUACUCACACUCCCCAGAAAGGUGGCAGCAGCGAGGAGGAGAGUAGUGCCAGUCGUCGGGGAGGAGGGCAAGGAACAGCGGCCACAGGUGAACUGAGGCAAGAACCCAAUCCACUCAGUGCUGGGCCACAACAAGAAAAAGCAUCCGCGGGGUAUCACUCGAUCAUGUCCAACUUCAAAGUUGAAAAUGGAAUGCCUGCGCUCCCCUCAAUACCUUCCGUCACCACCAGGGAGCGGGUCCGAGGUCGAGGGAUAAAGGAUUGUCCCUACUGUGGUAAAGCAUUCCGGUCAUCACACCAUCUUAAGGUGCACCUGAGAGUUCACACAGGUGAGAAACUCUGUGAGCGACCCUACAAAUGUCCCCAUUGCGACUAUGCCGGCACCCAGUCCGGCUCACUGAAAUACCACCUGCAGCGUCACCACAGGGAGCAACGCCUGUCAGGCUCCUCCAACUCCUCUGCUACUGGAAUCACCUCCACCAUCAAUAGCCUGACGUCUGCCAGCGCUGGGGCGGGCAAGCAGCGGCGUUCCCAACCAAACCACUGCCCGAUCAACCAAGGCCCUGCUGAAAGUCACUCCUCAAGGCCCGGCCAGCAAGCUUGGCAACUGGGACUGCCAGACCAGCAGGAGCAUCACAAGGCCUUGGCAGCUUUAAGGGAAGUUGACCUGGAAACCCAGUAUAGAUAUCUCUCUGGGGUGAUGGGUGCACUGUACCAGGGAGGGGUCGAGGGAAAUUGGAUCAGAGAGUCCACUGCACCAAAAGCCCCAAAGGUUUCUCGCCGUAAACCCCUUACGACAAGUCGGAUGGUUCCGCCAUCAAGAGACAAAGAAGGGUCCGACAAUCAGGUGGGAGGCUUCGAACCUCUGGAUCUGUCUCGUCGCUCCUCCCCUGGAUAUGAGGGUUUUGAGGACGACGCUGCAUAUGCUGAGGGAGAUGAUUUGGGGGAUAGAAAUGCUAGUGGCGACAGUUCAGCAGGUGUCAAACUGAGUCAUUGCUCCGAAUGUCCAUUCCGCACGUCCUCCAAGGAGCUCAUGGCCAUGCAUCUCCAGGUCAACCAUACCAGUAAGUCCAGACGCAAAAGAAGCUCCAUAUCAACCUCAGAUCGUGAGAGCGCCCCCAAAGCUGCCAAACCAGAGGCCGAGUCAUUGGAACUUGAUGCUUUUGGAACUUUGAGGUCCAAGAGUGAGACCCCCACUAGGGAGUGGCCCUCUGCCCAGGUCCAAACCCUGAAUGGUCUUUCACCCGAAGCAGCAGACCAGUUAGAUGAUGGCUGCCCGGAAACCAACUCAACUUCCGCAUAUCCUUUUCUUACCGAUGGACUUGCAAUCCAUACUAAGAAAGACAGGAUUGAAGAAGAGCUAGAUGGGGGUUUGGAGGACCAACUGGAGAGCAGUAGUCUGGCUGAUUCACCAGAUCAGGAAAUGUCUUUCACUCUUUCACCAGCUAUGAGCUCCAACCACAUUGUCGACGAGGAGGAACAAGUCUUAACAGAUUAAAUCCUGUCGGAUUACAGCCUUUAGAUUCACGAGUUGGGUUCAGCUCUCUGACAAGAAUGGAGAAGGGCUCAGACACUCGACCCUGAAUGCUUUUCUUCUGGAUGGAGGUGGCUUCAUGACAACCCUGACGAAGAAAUACACCGAGCGUAUUCUUCUCCUGUACAAACGAGCGAGUUAUCCUGUUACAUUUUUGUUGGACUUCUUUGUGGUUACCGAUUUGAUAACUGAAAAAAAAGAUCAUCUACCGGAUCACUCCAGAGUCACACAUGUAUUCAAUAGUCAGACUAUGUAUAAUCCUAGACUACUGUAGAGUUACUGUGAAGAAGAAAUCCUCCUAUAAUGACAAAGUCUGGACAUCAGUUCACGUUCAACCUCAGCCGUUCAUAUCUGCAGAAUGUGAGAACCUUCUCUCGACAAUAUAUUACUGCCUGGUUUGUCUUUCUAAAGGUUUGUCUUAUGAACAAGUGACAGAACACUUUGUAAUAUCAUUUUCUUUAUUACUUUUUGUUAGUGCCUGUUUAUGUACGUCGUCAACAGAGUUUCUGCUGUUCCGCCUCUCGAGACUUUGAUAGUUUGAUCAUUUUAUCCGAUGAUAGAGUUUUAAACAAUUUAAAUACAGUAUAUUUGUGGUUUUAGGGUGUUGUGAGUCGUUCAAAUGUUAAAGAGACGCCUCCGUGACAGGCGGCGUGAAAAGAAAAGAAAAAAGUAGGUGAUAAUGUGAUGUAUUAUUUGAUGAAAACAAGGUCAGCAGUCGGGUUUUCAAAAGAGGUCACCAUCAAAAAUUUCUCUGUUUACCUACGAGGCAGAAGCGACUUUGUUGUUAUGACAACUUACUGUCAUCUCUGAUGAAUGGAAUAGAACAGAAAACAGUGUUUAAGUGCUUUCAGAACCUCAAACACUACCACUGUUUUCCAAGUCGCUAAAAAGUGUUAGUCAUAGUAAAAUAUCUUUCUCUCGAGCAAAGAUGUGGAGAUGAAAAUGAAAACAGGAAGCAACCUUGGCCAACUAAAUCUAAAACUAAAGCAUCUGGCCUCCGCGAAAGAGACGACAUUAGGAGUCAUUAUGAAAAGACUAACAAUGCAUAGGCAUCCCAGUAGAUUACAUGUAGCUUUUGUUUAGACAAAAAGGAAAGGAGGAGAAUGAAAAGGCUUUUCGCUCACCACAUUGGGAGAUAGUUACCGAGCAAAUGGUUUCAAUGUUUGUGAGCUAAGACUAGUUGCAAUGUCUUUACAGAGCACUGUGCAAAGUUUAAUUUUCCAAAGUAGUACAAUUUUUGACUUUAUCAAUAGACCAAACCUUUCGUUCUCGUCGGACGUUGUCACUUUCUGUUGUCGUUUUCAGAACGUGUGAUUGUGUGGUGACAAUAGAUUUGCCUCAUCGGUGCUCCAGAACACUUUUUUUUCUCCAGUUUCACUUUUACCUACUUCCUGGUGCAGACUGAAAAAUCAAAUGGACCAAAUCAUUAUCAGUGUUCACUAUCAAACUUCUAUUUAAAGUUCAUACUUUGGUGCAGUUGGUGUGAUAAAUUCUCACUUUGUUGGGUUGCGUUCUGCCGCGGUUAUUUGCGGGUGCAGACGUGUCCGUAGCGUAGACGGAGUCGUGGACUGUAACUAACUGGCACAUGGAUAAUUCCGUGCAAUAAUUUAACACAUGGCAUAGUUGGGUGACAAACUUUGUGGAUGUGGUUGCUUUAAACAAACACAUCUACCAAGAUUUGGGAGCUGCAUCUGAGAAGUUACUGCUUUCACUUUAACAUCCAGGACUGUUUCUGAUGAGCUGUCAAUCAUUGCAACCACACUUUGAUACAUAUUUGUGCGUUCUUUUGUAGAGCACCCUGAGUUUUCGUCGUGGAAGUCCCUUUGUGGUGUGUCCGUAACUACUACUGUCAAUGCCACCGUGCCUUCUGUUUCAAGCACUUCCUGGUGUACUUUGUAUAACUCACCAAAAGCACUUAGCCGAUAUCCGCAUACGUUCUCCUGUUUCUCCCGACCCUCUCAUCCCACCCCCCUGAUAUCUUCAUCUUUUUCCUUCCCUCUUCCCUCCCAUUCAGCCUAAAAACUGUCUCCAGGCCAAGACAACAAUGAUCACUAUUCUUUAUAUUAGAAACAUUAAAUGGUCUAAAUCCUGAGGUUUGACAAACCAAAGGCCUUUUCCGUUUCAUCAGGUUCAAAACUACGUCCACUGUGACUCUAAAAUCCAUUCAAAACUUACUCUUUUCCCUCCAUUUCCUCUGUUUUACUUUAAUCACGCUUGCUCUUCAUCCAAGUUCCUCUCUCGUCCGCCAAUGCUCUCUCCAGCACCAUUCGAAGGUGACGUGUACUAUUCUGGUAUUGAGGCCUUUACUAGAUUUUAAUUUCCGUUUAUGUGGUGUUCGUUCUAUGCCGUUGAGAUGGAAAAAAAAAUGUUCUUCUUAUAUUGAUUAUUAUUGUUUUGGCAUUAAGGUAUUAAAAACAAAAAUAAGAACUGUGUUGUUGAAUGUUGUACAGAUAGAACUAGAAAUGUGUUUCUUUAUGAGAGCCCAAGCUGACGCGAUGGUCCCUUCCACUCCUCCCACUGGCAGAAGGGAAUAAAACAGUCUGCCAAUCAUUCCAGAAGUAGUGACAAACGCGUCCUCGGCAAUGACACAUAAAUGUGAUGUUGCUCUCCAGAGGACUGAAUGUACCAAACGUCUUUGAGUCAAACUCCAAAUUUUCUCCCGGCGGGGAAAAACAUCUUUGUAUGUUGCUGUUACGAUUGAAUGUAUUGGUUGUUUUGGACAAUUUUGGCUCAUGUUGUGUCACGCAAGAUACUGUAAAUGCUUUGGAGAGAAAACAGUUCUGGACUGCAACUUAAUUCAUGACAUUGUUCCAAAUUAUCCUAAAUUUGCUCAAGUCAAAACAAUCUGUUGUGACUUCAAUUUGCACUAUUGGUCGCUCUUUGUUCACUUUUAAUCCUAAUCUUAAUCUGCACCUUAUCUGCUGUUGUGGCUCACAUCAUUUCUGUGUUUUUGUUUUCAACUGUGGAAGGACAAAUCUCUGAGGGGAGGGGGCCAGGCUGGGUUUGGGCUCUUGUGUAGUUGACUGCCAUUGCAGUGAGGGAAAACUGAUCUAACAUAGUAGUGACUAAUAUGACUUUGUGGACAGAUUAAAAAAAAAAAAAAAAAGAUAAUAAAACACAUUAGAAGCAAGUAAACACAAACAAAUGAACGCUUGGUGUCUUUUUUUCAGUCUGUGAUUUUGUCUGCAUUUUAUUCAUGGAAGGAUGUGUUUCAUUAAAGUUCUGAA
Synchiropus splendidus (mandarinfish) is the source of this 7095-nucleotide messenger RNA. It is a transcript of the gene znf219, whose product is annotated as zinc finger protein 219. Gene Ontology annotation, biological process: regulation of DNA-templated transcription. Lineage: Eukaryota; Metazoa; Chordata; Actinopteri; Syngnathiformes; Callionymidae. The transcript has 5 exons. The coding region runs from base 239 to 3832 and encodes 1197 amino acids. Gene Ontology annotation, cellular component: nucleus. Gene Ontology annotation, molecular function: DNA-binding transcription factor activity, RNA polymerase II-specific; RNA polymerase II cis-regulatory region sequence-specific DNA binding. The record is from RefSeq and is a predicted model, not a curated record.